Messenger RNA from Brassica napus (rape), 1597 nucleotides. Its product is annotated as dof zinc finger protein DOF1.8. Lineage: Eukaryota; Viridiplantae; Streptophyta; Magnoliopsida; Brassicales; Brassicaceae. The coding region runs from base 272 to 1288 and encodes 338 amino acids. Gene Ontology annotation, molecular function: DNA binding; DNA-binding transcription factor activity. Gene Ontology annotation, biological process: regulation of DNA-templated transcription. The transcript is spliced from 2 exons. The record is from RefSeq and is a predicted model, not a curated record.
UAGUUUGAGAGUGUGUCAGACUUGAGCCAAACUAUUUUCUCUCUCUCUCAUACGAAGAAUCCAUCAAACUCUCAGGCCAACACUUCGUGAGAAAUUAAAUAAAAAUAUUUUAAUAUUCUCUUUUUUCGUCUUCUUCUUGCUUUAAAAAAAACCAGCUUUACCUUUCCCCACACACUUCUCUUUUAUCUCUCUCUACUACUGUUUCUCUCAUUAGCUAUUUGCAGGGUUUUUCUUCUUCAGUGUUUUUGAUCAGCUUGAAAAUAUCUUAGCCAUGGACACAGCUAAAUGGCCUCAGGAAUUUAUUGUGAAGCCAAUGAACGAGACAUGCUUGAAACAGCCGAAUCCUGCUGCUGCUGCUCCAGUGGAGGAGAAGAAGGCAAGACCGGAGAAAGAUCAUGCUUUGAACUGUCCAAGAUGCAACUCCCUUAACACCAAGUUCUGUUACUACAACAACUACAGCCUCACUCAGCCCAGGUACUUCUGUAAAGACUGCAAGAGAUACUGGACCCAAGGUGGCUCCCUCAGGAACAUCCCCAUCGGCGGUGGCCUCCGGAAGAACAAGAGACCGUCCUCUUCCUCUUCCUCUUCUUCCAAUUCCAAUUCCUCUUCCUCUUCAAAGAAAACUCUUUCUGUCAACAACAAAACGCCACCACCACCAGUUCAACAGCUAAACCUUACGAGUGUUGAGAAUGACCACGAGGCUAAAGCGUAUUCUCAUGGUUUUGGUAACGCCCACGAGGCCAAAGAUCUCAGCUCGGCGUUUUCUCAAGGGUUUGGGAUUGGUCAUCAUCAUCAAAGUAUUCCCGAGUUUCUACAAGUAGUGCCCAGCAGUAUGAAGAGCCACGCACUUGUAUCAACCUCGUCGGCUUUGGAGCUUUUAGGGAUCUCCAAUUCCUCAACCACCUCCUCUAACUCACGCCCUGCUUUCGUGACUUAUCCUAACGUUCAUGAUUCGUCGGUGUACGCAGCAGCAUCACCUGGGUUUGGUAUGAGUUUCCCACAGUUUCAAGAGUUCAUGAGACCACCUUUGGGGUUCCCUCUUGAUGGUGGGGAUCCUCUACGUCAACAAGAGGGGUCCAGUGGCACUGACAUUGGAAGGCCUUUGCUGCCUUUUGAGAGCCUGAAACUUCCCGUCUCAUCAUCAAGCACCAAUAGUGGUGGUGGUGGCAAUGGGAAUGAUCAUAAGCGUGAGAAAGAAGAAGGAGAAGCUGACAACUCUGUUGGGUUUUGGAAUGGCAUGUUAAGUGCUGGUGACUCGGCUGCCUCUGCUGGUGGACCAUGGCAAUAAUUAUAGUAAAGGAGAGUUUCUAAGAAGAAAAAAAAAAAAAAAGAGAAGCGUUUAAAUUUUUCAUCCAAAUUUUAGAAGAUGAAGGUUAACUAACUACCAUCUGUGGUGUUUACUAUCUUUAACUUUGUUGGGUUGGGGAUGGAUGUCUUUGUAUUAUUAAUAUUAUAUUAUCAAACCCCAGUUAUCUAAAAAAUUAUGGAUUAUGUUUGUUUUAGUGCCCAAUGGUUUAGUACAUCUCAAGCGAAAUAACUGUAGUGUAAUUAAAGACUGUUGUACCAUAUUUUUCCUUUCUAUCAUUUCUAUUAUAUU